AUGUCGCUAGAUACAAACGAGGACAAGGAGAACAAGACGACCUACGAGUCGCACGUGCAUUCCACAAAGCAAUCUCAUCUCAUGCCAGAGACACCUGCACAUUUACUUCUAAAGAGGUCUCUGUCUACCGUAUUGAAGCCAAACUCGGUGAAUGCUACUGAUGAGCUGGGAAAUAUCUCUCCCAGGAGGAGACAAUUGCUACAAUUGCAGAAUAGACUACCUUUGGCUAAGAAAGAUAAUAAUAAUAGUAGUUUCUCAUCCAGAAAGAAUGGGCUGAAUAACAUCAAGAAGUUGAAGAAAUAUGGGUCUGUGUUGGGCAUGGACGCUCUACCCAGAACGAAGAGUCUGAUACUGAAAGAUGUAGACGAUAAGCCUGACGAUGAUGAAGAGGAUGAAGAUGAUAAUGCGUUUGGCUUAAAAUUACGCAAUGCCAUGAAGCAACACGAAAAUAAUUCGAAUGAAGAAGAGAAUGAAGGUAUGUCGGGGUUAGGGAUAGGAUUAUUCCAUGACAAUGAAGACAAUAGCAAGAGCAAACUAGGCGGACUACAACAACUCAUAAGGGAAAACACUAAGGAAAGAUCCACGAGCAAGAUAAGGAGCCCCCUGAAAACCAUUGGACAAGAUACAGAUAGCGAUAGGGAGAUAGAGUACGCACCGAUACGGGAAGAACCGUUGCCCUUUGUUCCCUUUGGAUACACACCCUUCACGCCGGAGGAUAUCAACAAACUGAAAACUUUCCAUUCGUCAUACAAAUUAGACAGCCCAGUCUCCACAGUAGAGGAUGCAGACAAGCUCCUUGCCCUGGAGACGAUAGAGACCAGCGUAGACGACGAAGCAGAGUGGGAGCAUGAAGUAAGACACCACCGUCGUCGCCCCACUCGGGACAGCAACGAUGACUCAAUCGACCUGGUGCCCCUGUACAACGGCGAGGGUCUGGACGAGGACGACCUGCAGGACCUCUUGGCAGAUCUCCAUUAG
Molecule: messenger RNA, 978 nt
Organism: Naumovozyma castellii
Lineage: Eukaryota; Fungi; Ascomycota; Saccharomycetes; Saccharomycetales; Saccharomycetaceae
Gene: PDS1
Product: securin
Exons: 1
Coding region: 1-978 (325 amino acids)
Source: RefSeq, a predicted model, not a curated record